AUGGGCGACGCGCCUCCCCCAGCGGAGAGUGGGGAUGUGGAGUCGGGUCAUGGAGCUCCGAGGCCGGAGAAGGAUCCGAGGAGGGUUGCUCGGAAGUAUCAAUUGGAGCUGUGUCAGAAAGCUUUGGAGGAGAAUAUUAUUGUCUACCUGGAGACUGGCUGUGGAAAAACUCACAUAGCGGUGCUGCUCAUGUAUGAGCUGCGCCACUUGAUACUCAAACCUCAGAAGAACAUAUGUGUGUUUCUUGCGCCUACGGUGGCGCUUGUUCAGCAGGUGAUGGUUAUAGAAGAUUCCCUUGAUUUGAAGGUUGGGACCUAUUGUGGAAGCUCCAGGCAAUUGAAAACUCAUCAAGACUGGGAAAAAGAGAUUGAACAAUAUGAGGUUCUUGUUAUGACUCCUCAAAUACUGCUGCGUAACUUGUACCACCGUAUUAUUAAGAUGGAGAUAAUUGCAUUGCUGAUUUUUGAUGAGUGUCAUCAUGCGCAAAUCACAAGCAACCAUCCUUAUGCAGAAAUUAUGCGAUUCUGCAAGAGUGAUGUCACAAAACUUCCUCGUAUAUUUGGAAUGACUGCAUCUCCAGUUGUAGGUAAAGGCGCUUCUAGUCAAGCGAACUUAUCAAAGAGUAUCAAUAGUCUUGAAAAUUUACUUGAUGCUAAGGUUUAUUCGGUUGAAGACAAGACAGAAUUGAAUUGUUCUGUUGUUUCUCCUGUUAUACAUGUACAUAGUUAUAGUCCUGGUAUUAGUGGCACAUCCAGCCCCUUCAUGACUCUUGAUAGUAAACUUGAGCAGGUGAAACGCCAGUGCGUAGCGGAACUUGGUAAGAAGACGAGUGACUACCAACGUCUAAGGAGUACAAAGAAAACAUUAAAGAGAGUGCAUGACAGCAUAAUGUUUUGCUUGGAAAAUCUUGGCCUCUGGGGUGCAUUACAAGCUAAACAUAUUGUUUCGAGUGGCGAUCACUUUGAACGAAAUGAAUUAAUAGAGGAAGGCAAUAAUGGUAUAGAGGCAGAGCAAAAUAAUAGUGAUGAUACUGUGUGUGCUGAAUAUCUGGCUCAGGCAGCUGACAUCAUUCGCACCGACUAUGUGAAAGAUGCUGUAGCAUCUGGUCUAUCUUGUAUAGAUAUCUUAAAGGAGCCGUUUUUCUCAAGUAAGGUCUUACGUCUUAUUGGAAUUCUUUCAUCCUCCAGGUUGCAACAGAAUAUGAAAUGCAUAAUAUUUGUCAAUAGGAUUGUUACUGCAAGAUCCUUGUCCUACAUACUACAAAACCUUAAGAAUCUAGCAUCUUGGAAGUGCGAUUUUCUUGUAGGAGUCCACUCUAAACUGAAGAGUAUGUCAAGGAAAACAAUGCAGAUCACUCUUGAUAAGUUUCGGUCUGGAGAGUUGAAUCUAUUGGUUGCAACUAAAGUUGGUGAAGAGGGUCUAGAUAUUCAGACUUGCAGCCUUGUGAUACGAUUUGAUCUUCCAGAAACUGUUGCUAGCUUUAUACAGUCACGAGGUCGUGCACGGAUGCCUCAGUCUGAAUAUGUAUUUUUGGUAAACAGUGGUAGUCAGAAAGAGUUAGAUUUAAUAGAAAACUUCAGAAAAGAUGAAGAUCGAAUGAAUAUGGAGAUUUCUUUCAGAACAUCCAGUGAGACUUUUAUUAGUCCGGAGGAACAAACCUAUAAAGUUGCUUCUUCUGGAGCCUCCAUCACUUCUGGAUAUAGCAUCUCCUUGUUACACCAGUAUUGUUCGAAGCUUCCACAUGAUGAGUAUUAUGUCCCCAGUCCAGAAUUCUAUUUUCUUGGUGAUUUGGAGGGAACUAUUUGCCAUAUAAUUUUACCUUCAAAUGCUCCAAUGCAUCAAAUUGUCAGUGCACCACAAUUUUCAAUGGAAGAUGCCAAAAGAGAUGCUUGUCUAAAGGCCAUUGAAGAAUUGCAUAAAUUGGGUGCCUUAAGUGACUAUCUCUUGCCACUGCAAGACAAUGCAAAUGUGGAGGAGCUUUUGCAAGACUCUUCUGAUUCUGACAGUUUAGAAGAUGAAGACUCACGAGGGGAACUACAUGAAAUGCUGGUUCCUGCUGUCCUAAAAGAGUCAUGGAAUAAGUCGGAGGAUCUUGUCACUCUCAGCUCUUACUAUAUACAAUUUGAUCCUUAUCCUAAUGAUAGAAUCUAUAAAAGUUUUGGUCUAUUCGUCAAGGCACCUCUUCCAGCGGAGGCUGAAUCAAUGGAACUUGAUCUUCAUCUCGCUCAUGGUAGAUCUGUGAUGACAAAGUUGGUGCCAUCUGGAUUUGCAGAAUUUGUCAAAGAUGAGAUCUUGCUGGCUCAAAACUUUCAAGAAAUGUUCCUCAAGUUCAUUCUGGACCGAUCAGAAUUUGUUUCAGAAUUUGUUCCACUGGGAAAGUACGAAUUUAGUGGAUCGAGCUCAUCAACCUUCUACCUAUUGCUUCCGGUAACUUUGGGUGAAAAUGAUAAGAUAAGCAUAGAUUGGAGGAUUAUCAAAAAAUGUUUAUCCUCUCCAGUAUUCAGGGGCCCGGGACACGCUAUGGACAGUAAAAUUACAUCUUCGGGUAUUCGACUUGCAUCUGGUUAUACAAGCAUUAGUGAAGUUGAGGAUAGUAUAGUUUACGUCUCAUAUAAGAAGUCAUUUUACUUCAUCACUAAUGUUUCUCGAGAAAGAAAUGCCUACAGCCUAUAUAAAGAAGAUCCGGAACCUUUAAUCUAUGUGGAUCAUCUUAGUAAGAAGUUUGACAUUUCUCUCAUAUACCCUGAGCAACCUCUUCUGUGUGCAAAACCAGUGUUCUCUUUGCACAACUUGCUACACAAUCGUAGGCAAGAAGAUUCAGAAGCACAACAACUAGACGAGUAUUUUAUAUAUCUGCCUCCUGAGCUUUGUGAGCUGAAGGUAAUUGGUUUUUCAAAAGAUAUCGGAAGUUCAGUGUCUCUGUUACCAUCAAUCAUGCACCGUCUGGAAAACUUGCUUGUCGCCAUCGAACUAAAGCAUGUAUUAUGUACUUCAUUCCCUGAAGGAGCCGAGGUUACUGCCCAGAGAGUUCUAGAAGCACUCACAACUGAGAAGUGCCAGGAGCGAUUUUCCCUUGAAAGGCUUGAACUACUAGGUGAUGCUUUCCUCAAAUUUGCAGUCGGACGGCACUUUUUCCUUUUGCAUGCAUUGCUUGAUGAAGGUCAACUAACAAGGAAGCGUUCAAAUGUGGUAAACAAUUCCAAUUUACUGAAGCUAGCUACUAGAAGCAACUUACAGGUGUACAUACGGGAUCAGCCAUUUGAACCCUCUCAGUUCUUUGCUUUAGGCCGUCCUUGCAAAAAUAUUUGUGACCAGGAGACAAUAGGAUCUAUUGAUUCUCAAGAUUUAUGCAGUGCAGUAAAACACUCACAUGAUUGUGAAGUCAGAUGUAGUAAGGGUCACCAUUGGUUACAUAAGAAAACAAUUGCUGAUGUUGUUGAAGCCCUUGUUGGAGCAUUCAUAGUUGACAGCGGUUUUAAAGCUGCUACUGCAUUUCUCAGAUGGAUUGGCAUAAAAGUAGAAUUCGAAGCAUCAGAAGUUACUCAAGUAUGCAUAGCAAGCAGCAGAUACAUUCCACUUGCUGCUCGCAUAGACAUUGCUGCCCUUGAAACUUCAUUAGGGUAUAAGUUUCUCCACAGAGGGUUGCUGUUACAGGCAUUUGUACAUCCUUCUUACAACAAAAAUGGAGGAGGUUGCUAUCAGAGAUUGGAGUUUCUUGGAGAUGCUGUCUUGGAUUACUUGAUCACCUCAUACCUGUAUUCAGUUUAUCCAAAGUUAAAGCCUGGCCAUAUGACAGACUUGAGAUCAAUUUCUGUGAAUAAUAAAGCAUUUGCUACUGUUGCAGUAGCUCGAUCCUUCCACAAGUUUCUAGUCUCUGACUCCUGUACCCUUUCUAAGGCUAUAAAGACUUAUGUGAACUUUGUUGAGACAUCUGCAUCAGAUAGUAGUCUGGUUGAUGGGCCAACAUGCCCCAAGGCUCUGGGCGACUUGGUAGAGUCUUGUCUUGGUGCAAUUCUUCUUGAUACAGGAUUCGACUUGAAUCGUGUUUGGAAUAUAAUGCUAUCGUUUCUGAAACCAGUCAUGAGCUUCUCCAACGUUCAGCUUAGUCCUGUUAGGGAACUACGGGAACUUUGCCAAGCUCAUGCAUGGGAUCUUAAAUUUCUUCCAUCAAAGAAGGGUAAAACAUUUUCAAUUGAGGCAACAGUGAAGGGGAAUAAUGUUUCUGCUACUGCUUCCUCAACUGGCUUGAACAAAAAGGAUACUAUUAAAAUUUCUGCUCAAUUAAUUUUCGAAAAGUUGAAGGCUCAAGGCAAUAUACCGAAGUCUAAGUUAACUUUGGAGGAAGUCUUAAAGUCAUGCUGCAAGAUGGAAGCCAAACUUAUCGGAUAUGAUGAAACACCAAUAGAUGUUACAGCUCCUGAUAUAAUUGGAUUUGAGAACUUAAAGGUACAAGAGCCUUCUAGCAGCAGUUCCAACUCAGAUGUGCAUUCUAUCAGUGAAGCAAGCAGUAGUCACUCCUGCGUAAAGCGUGUAGGACAAUCCCCAGCAUCAAGUGGAGCAGUCAAAAUGGACAGCCAUGAUUCCUGUAACAAUCAUAGCUCUGAUGCUGACUCAAAAACCAGAGCAAGAUCGCAUCUGUAUGAAGCCUGUGCUGCAAACUAUUGGGAACCCCCUGUAUUUGAAUGUUGCCAAGAGGAAGGACCAAGCCACUUAAAAUCGUUCAUUUACAAGGUUACAGUAAAGAUAGAUGAUGCUUCAGAUAUGCUGUUGGAGGCCAAUAGCGCACCUCGUACGAGCAAGAAAGCAGCAGCAGAGCAUGCAGCGGAAGGCGCACUUUGGUACUUGGAAAAGAAAGGGUACAUAGAGAAGAGAAGUCAAACAGAGGAACAUUAACCAGAGAACAUUUCUAUUUACAUAAAGAUUGCAUCAUCAGAAACCCGUCACCCUUUUUCACAUAUCUAUAUAGGCUAAUUACGGGUGAUCUAGGUAAAAAAAAGCCAAAGAAUCCUACUGUGUAAGAUCUCAGUUCAUUUUUAUUUUUUUUUGAUUGAAAUGGAAAUUUAUAACUUCAUACCAAAAGGUAUAUGGGUAAUAAUUUACAAAAGAGAA
Molecule: messenger RNA, 5109 nt
Organism: Fragaria vesca subsp. vesca
Lineage: Eukaryota; Viridiplantae; Streptophyta; Magnoliopsida; Rosales; Rosaceae
Product: dicer-like protein 4-like
Exons: 25
Coding region: 1-4893 (1630 amino acids)
Biological process (GO): siRNA processing
Cellular component (GO): cytoplasm; nucleus
Molecular function (GO): ribonuclease III activity; ATP binding; protein binding
Source: RefSeq, a predicted model, not a curated record